Molecule: messenger RNA, 1148 nt
Organism: Pyricularia grisea
Lineage: Eukaryota; Fungi; Ascomycota; Sordariomycetes; Magnaporthales; Pyriculariaceae
Exons: 2
Coding region: 158-658 (166 amino acids)
Source: RefSeq, a predicted model, not a curated record
GUUGGGUCAGACUAAAUAUUGUCCCCCCCGUAUGGAAGUGGUCUGUUUGUACAAAUGUACACAGCCCAGCCUAGUCUGGCUCUUAUAUAGGUCUCGAGUCUCCGAUUCAAUAUGAUUCAAGGGCAGUCAUGUCAACCAAGCCAAAAUCCCGCCAACAAUGUCAUUCGGCCAGAGUCCCUCCAGUGAAAAGAAAGAAUGGAAUACCAAAUGCAGACAGAAGCUAGCCGAUCACAUCAAAAAGCAGACGAACCUAACCGUGAGCCCCGGUGAUGUACGCUUGUCAACCAAGGGGACUGCCUACACUUGGAUAUACACACCGCAAAGCAAGCACCUGUUUUCCAAAAACCUUUCGACUCACAGCUUGGAAGGGUACAAAGAGCUUUAUUCCGAUGUUGGCCGUACGUUUUACGCCACUCUGACAGACCCAAAUUAUCAUAGAACAGAGAGCGACCGAGUCACGAGCGAGGAAGGAGGUGUGUCGAGCAAUCCCAGGCGAUUGUCUUGGACCGAGUUGGAAACUAAGCUUGUCAAUUUGGAAACCAGAUUUGCCACCUUGGAGGCAGAUUUUGGACUUUGCAACGCGUGGAAAUUCACGUUUCUUGGGACGCUUGUCUUGGUUACUCUUUUAACACUGACUUUAUGUUAUCAUAUAUAUUGAACCCCUAAAUGUCAUUUGGCCUCACAUGCCCUGAUCUUUGGGUGCUGCAUACUCAAAACAUCACAAGCCGCAAACGGCAGCGCGAGAAAUAAUGUCAACAUCGUUAUCUUUUUUAGAUAUGUAAUUAGCACAAUGAUGAAUACUUAUUCUUUUCCACAGAGAACGUAGCUGGUGUAUAAUCUAUUACUUGUCAUUGCUAUCUCAUGGCUAAUCGGCAGCGAAAAAAAGCGCUGUUUUGCCAAGUUGGUUUCAUUUGGACAGUUAUGUGAACGAGGCGUAGGGGAGAAGGAGCCAAUGGGUGCCAAUGUUCUCUGGGUUUCCUGUCAACUCGCGCUUGUCAAUAAUGCAAUAAUGCAUGGCGUACUAGAUGCAAACUUGGCCACUGGGCAGGUCUGAGUCAUACACUUAGCAACACCCUCGAAAGCCCGGUUUUGAUGUAACUAUUGGCUGCAGGUUAGACAAGAGGGUGAAAGUUUAUCGGAUUUCGGGG